Acromyrmex echinatior (Panamanian leafcutter ant) is the source of this 363-nucleotide messenger RNA. RefSeq lists its product as uncharacterized. Gene Ontology annotation, cellular component: plasma membrane. Gene Ontology annotation, biological process: detection of chemical stimulus involved in sensory perception of smell; sensory perception of smell. Gene Ontology annotation, molecular function: odorant binding; olfactory receptor activity. Lineage: Eukaryota; Metazoa; Arthropoda; Insecta; Hymenoptera; Formicidae. The record is from RefSeq and is a predicted model, not a curated record.
AUCCAAGAAAUAUUACGAAAUGAUGGUUAGUUUUCUGUUUGUCUCUAAUCAUUUUUGCUACAUGUUUUUCUGUAACUAUUUGGGACAAAAAGUGAUCGAUCAUAGCAGCGAUAUUUUUCAUAGAAUAUACAACGUACAAUGGUAUGUAGCUCCGUUAAGGGCGCAGAAAUUAUUACUUCUUAUGAUGCAAAGAAGUAUGCGACAUUGCACAUUUGUCGUUAAUGGUUUAUUCAUUCCAUCGUUUGAGGGAUUUGCAACGGUAAAAUUAAAACGGCUUGUAAGCAUGUCAAUUUCAUACUUUGCGGUAAUUUUUUCCCUCUUUUGAUUAUCUGCAUAAAAUGAAGAAGUGAAGUUUAAAAUUCC